This is a messenger RNA of Schistocerca gregaria, 3058 nucleotides long. RefSeq names its product E3 ubiquitin-protein ligase Siah1-like. The transcript is spliced from 2 exons. Gene Ontology annotation, molecular function: ubiquitin protein ligase activity; ubiquitin conjugating enzyme binding; zinc ion binding. NCBI's taxonomy places the organism in Eukaryota, Metazoa, Arthropoda, Insecta, Orthoptera, Acrididae. Gene Ontology annotation, cellular component: cytoplasm. Gene Ontology annotation, biological process: multicellular organism development; proteasome-mediated ubiquitin-dependent protein catabolic process. The record is from RefSeq and is a predicted model, not a curated record. The coding region runs from base 30 to 935 and encodes 301 amino acids.
ACACUGCGUAGGUUGGCGCCCUGCUGUGGAUGUGCUCGUGGUCGCCGUACUGCGGUUUUCUUCUGGGAAGCAUGCGGACACAGUCUGCAGACAUGACGCAGGUGGUAAGGUUGCCUUCAUCGCCGAGAGCAAAAGACAGCGGCGCUCUGGAACAGCGACGGCAGCAGCUGGCACGGUGCCGGGCGUGCGGCUUCCUCAUGGUGGGGCAGGUGUCCUGCUGCCCCAACAGUCACGCCACCUGCUGCUCACAGGGUGGCAAGUGCCGGGUCUGCGGUGAGCCGCUGCUACCGCCCUCCACCUACACACUGAACCUGCAACAGCUGGCAGCUGCAGAGCCUGUGGUGCAGUGCGCCCAGCCCGGCUGCCCCGAGCGCGCGCCGUUACCACAGAUGGCGGCGCAUGAGCGCAUCUGCGCGCACCGCCCUAUGCGCUGCCUCGUCGAGCCGGACACCUGUUCGUGGCACGGGCGGCGCGCCGACCUGGAGGCCCACACCCAGGCCCAACAUCCGCACCACUUCGUGCGCUUCCCCAGCACAGCAGGCGCCAGCGUCUCGUGGCGCAUCUCCAAGCAGGGCUGCUGUGUCGAUCUGACGCGCCACCUCGUCAUGGCACUGGGCGAGACAUUCGUCUACCAGAAGGAAUUCUGCUACCCGGAGCGCCAGCUGUACAUUGCUGUGCAGCUGUUGGGCCCGCCCGAACGCAGCAUGCGCUUCCGGUACAAGUUCGAGCUUACCCGCAAUAAGGUGGCCCACUCUGUGACUUUCGAGCGCGCCGUCCAUUCGGAGGACGAGGACUUGAAGCGGGCUGCUGGCCUUGGAGACUGCAUCAAGGUCCCCUACGACACCAUUACUCAGUUCUGUCAUGGCGAGAGGGUGGUUAUGCUGUGCAAAGCCAAAUACCCAUAUAAACAUGAACUGCCAAUUAUACAUUUGUAAUUCCAACUUCCAGUGAUAAUCACUCAACUGAUUCAAAACAUUUUCAUUAUGUAAUUAUUAGAGGCAACUUCUUGUCGUUAAUGUACAGCCUGACACCAAAUCUACCCCACUACUAAUGUGCUAAAACUCACUGAGACUCUAAAUUCUAAGAAAAGUAUUCACAUAACCAACAAUACUCUUUGAAAUCUAUACACACACUCCGACAGUUACGUCACACUUUCCUGUGUAUCAUUAAUUUGGCUAACUUCUGCAUUUAUUCAGAGCAAUAUGGCACAGUGGUAAGGCACUGGAAUUUUACUAAGGUCAGUGCCUCAAAUCUCUAUUUGACCAUCCAGAUAAGGUCUCCUGUGAUUUUCCCAGUACACUUAAGUCAAAUCCCAGAAUGGCUUCUUUGAGACAGAGACAGCCAUUUUUGUUCCCCAUCCCUCCUGAUUCCAACUCCACCACUAUUGACCUUGGCAUCAAUGAGAGGUUAAACCCUAAUGUCUCCGUUCCUCCAUUUUCAUGAUGUUUAGGACCUGUAUAUAAUUCCAAGUGAGCAUUGAAAUUAUUUUGUGGUGGAGUAAUUUUGAAACUGGUCUACUCAGUCUGUCAAGGGUAACCUAGAAGGUUUGAAUGUGUUGGUCUGAAAAUGUUCUCGUAUCUCGUAUCAUCCCACUGUUAUGGGAAAUAGUACUAGUGAUGUAAAUGUACAUACUGACAGAUGAUAAGUGAACUGUAGUAACUCUCAUAAUACUGAGAGACUCGCAAUAGUUAAUAUUUAAAGAGAUUGUGCAUAUGACAUGAGGUGAAGACAGGGAGAUCUAUAAACCUUUAAGUCACCAGGGCACUGACGAAUCUCUAUCUGAUUCUGAAGGCAUCUCUGAAUUUUCUAUUCGGAAUGCCCAUUGUUCUAUGGAAAACAGUACUUUCUUGUCUUUGUGACAGAUUGUUGUUACACCAUCACUAUUCGUUUACAAAAAGUAUAUUUUCGAGUGAGAAAAGAUACGCAUUUGGAUCAGGAAAGGAAAUUAUUCUCUCAUCCUGUAGUGUGUCAUUACAGCGACACAUCAUGAUGACUGACAGAAAUAGAAUCUCCAUAUCCUUGCAAAUAAAAUUCGGCUCAGUAGAAAAAACUGGAGUGAACAUGUAAUAUAAAUUGCUGCAGACAAAGAAACUAGUGCUUUUGUCCUGUAGAGCAUUAGCUUGUCUAUCUGUUUUUUCAUCAUUAUUCAUCAUUAGAAAGCACCACUUAAUGCACAACAGUUUUAAAACAGUAGAUGCAUGUUAUUUCCUCUCCAAGUAGUAACUCACUUUCCUUGAUGAAGCUGCGUGGACUUUACUCUAGAUUCCCACUAGUGUACAUGCCUCACACCCUCGUGGUUCAUGUGAGAGAUAACACAGGUGCUUGCUAAACUACAGAAAUAGACUGUGUAUUAUAUUACCAUGGCCGGCCGGUGUGGCCGUGCGGUUCUGGCGCUUCAGUCUGGAACCGCGUGACCGCUCCGGUCGCAGAUUCGAAUCCUGCCUCGGGCAUGGAUGUGUAUGAUGUUCUUAGGUUAGUUAGGUUUAAUUAGUUCUAAGUUCUAGGCGACUGAUGACCUCAGAAGUUAAGUCGCAUAGUGCUCAGAGCCAUUCGAACCAUAUUACCAUGUAUUUACGUGCGACACUUUCCAUUGUCUGCAUUUCAUCACAAUUGCCAAUAUUUAUUUUUCCUUAACUAUGUACACCAUCCAUUGUCAUUCUUCAUCUACACUGUACAGUAAUUCUCCAACUGUACUUUUUGAUUUCCCUAGAGUAGUCAUAUAUGAGGUAAGGAGUACUUUGGUAAAUACAUCAGCUUCCAAGUGACGCUAAAUGUUGUUUCAAAAGAUGCAGUAUUGUUAAGUCAGGUAAGUAAAUCCUUACCAUAACUUUUCCAAGAUGGUUAUUAUUAUUGGUAAUGUAUGUCUCUCAGUAGACUUCAGUUCUGAUUGUCUUACAUAGCAAUGUCAGAAAAUUCCACUUUUUUUACAAGAAAUGUCUUGUUGAAAAGUCUUUUGAGGCUACAAUGGAAAUAAUUGUAAUGCAUUAUACCGAAAUGUCUAAAAGUUUUUGUACUGUAAGCAGAAUGAGCUCAAAUAAAUUAUUGUUUUUUAUAUUAA